GCCCCGGCGCGGACGGCGGCGGCCCGGGGGGCGGCGUGGACGCCCGCGGCGCCGGCUGGGGCAUCACCGCCGGCCUCGACCCCGAAAUGGCGCUGCUGGCCGAACACCUGCUGAAGCCGCUGCCCGCGGACAAGCAGAUCGAGACGGGGCCCUUCCUGGAGGCGGUGUCCCACCUGCCGCCCUUCUUCGAUUGCCUCGGGUCCCCAGUGUUUACUCCCAUCAAGGCAGACAUAAGCGGCAACAUCACGAAAAUCAAAGCUGUGUAUGACACCAACCCGGCCAAGUUCCGGACCCUGCAGAACAUCCUAGAGGUGGAGAAGGAAAUGUACGGAGCAGAGUGGCCCAAAGUGGGAGCCACGCUGGCGCUGAUGUGGCUGAAAAGAGGCCUCCGCUUCAUCCAGGUAUUCCUCCAGAGCAUCUGUGAUGGGGAGCGGGAUGAGAAUCACCCCAACCUCAUCCGUGUCAAUGCCACCAAAGCCUACGAGAUGGCCCUCAAGAAGUACCAUGGCUGGAUCGUGCAGAAGAUCUUCCAGGCAGCGCUGUACGCGGCCCCCUACAAGUCCGACUUCCUGAAAGCGCUCUCCAAGGGGCAGAACGUGACGGAGGAGGAGUGCCUGGAGAAGGUCCGCCUCUUCCUGGUCAACUACACGGCCACCAUCGACGUCAUCUACGAGAUGUACACCAAGAUGAACGCCGAGCUCAACUACAAGGUGUAGGCGCGUCCGGGGGCCGCUUGUAGCACCAGGGAACCCGAAUCACUGUGAAUCACACCGGCGGGCCUCCCCCCACCCCGCCCAGCCACCCAGAGGCCGGGCCCGGGCCCACUGGGGGCCUGAGGGGGACGAUCAACCCCGGGUUUUUUAAAAGUCAUUUUGGGGGUUCAUCCUAACGGAGCAAUAAAUAACAACCCUACUUCCGAAUCCCCUUUGAAUUUCAUGACAGCACAGACUGACUAUCCCUUCAUUUCAGUGUGGUAAAAAUCAAUUAAUGUUUCUAAUCAAGUCCUAAGGGGUUUCUUUGUUUUGGUUUUGCCCCCACGCAGAGCCUAACUCUGGGGGAGCUGUGUGUCAUACACCUCACUUGAAAAAGAAACGUGUGUCCUUAGGAUCCGGCUGAAUGAUGUUUUGGGUAUUUUAAGGACCAUGAGGAGUUUGAUUUGAAAUUAUACAGGGCCCCUGUGGUGGGCUCUUUUUUUUUUUUUUUUUUUUUUUUUUAAAAAAAAGCAAACUGGUGUGUCUUCUCAUGUGGUUUGCACGGCCCAACCUCACAACACUGUCAUUACAGAUUCUGUCCUUUCUUACUGUCUUUUGCCAGGCAGUGUUUUUAUAGCUGAAACCAACCAGCAAGCCUUUGAUGGCGAAGGGGGUGCGUGUGUGUGUAUUUUAAAGCUAUCAGGCACAAAUAAGUGACCACAGAUGACUAUACUUGCAUUCUUCUGCAUAGUUAUUUUCUUCAGGGACAGCUUUUCCAACCUAAGAAACUGCCUACCAUGUGUAUUCUCUCAAGGGGGAGAGGGUGAAUCCUCCAUCUGCUGAGACCCAAGAAAAAUGCCUCGCUGCCUUAACUGUCCUUCCUGGCGCUAAAAAAAGAGCUGUAUUUUUUAAAGUGUUGGGGUAGAUGAAGCAACCCCAGAAGAAUUGAUGUGUGUGUGUUGAAAACCCAAUGAGGAACAAUUGGUGAUUUUUAUGCAGAAACUAAAUGAUCCUUAAUAAAUAAAUCUCUAUUUUGGAAUCACAGCAA
Molecule: messenger RNA, 1740 nt
Organism: Canis lupus familiaris (dog)
Lineage: Eukaryota; Metazoa; Chordata; Mammalia; Carnivora; Canidae
Gene: GLTP
Product: glycolipid transfer protein
Exons: 5
Coding region: 87-716 (209 amino acids)
Biological process (GO): intermembrane lipid transfer; ceramide transport
Cellular component (GO): cytosol; cytoplasm; membrane
Molecular function (GO): ceramide 1-phosphate transfer activity; ceramide 1-phosphate binding
Source: RefSeq, a predicted model, not a curated record